CGGACCUGGGUGCUGCUGGCUGCUAGCAAGGGCCAGUGAAAGCCAGCGCUAAAAGGGGAUGCCAGGAGCAAAGGAAAGAAAGCCAAAAGCUAAAGGAGCCCCCCUGACUGUCAGUCCGAUUCUCCAGAGGUUCCUGAAAACAUAUGAGAAGCACUGCGCACAGACCCGCACGGCCGUGUGUCCCGCCAUCAAGAGGGACCUGAAAGCCAGCAUCAGCGAUGAACGGAUGCUCCGCAAGUUUGUACUUGUGAGAUCAGAGGAUACCUCGCCGAGUCUCCUGCCCAUUUCCUUGGAACCUUUGCUCCUGACGGUUCGAGAUGAGGGCUACACACUGUGGAGAGAGCUCUGCGUUUGGGGGCUGCAGCUGAGCAACCCAGAGGUGGCCAGGCUUGCUUUGCUUCUAGAGUCAAGGGGGCGUCCCCGCUGCUCACUUAGCACCCUAGAACUCAUCGAUUGCAGGAUGGACUCCUGGUCUCUAGGGCGACUGGGGCUGGCCCUGCAGUUCAGUGGUUUGCGUUCUCUGGUCCUAGACUACUUCAAAUGUGGAAAGGAAGAGCUGGAGAACCUUUGCUCAGGGCUGAAGAGCAGCCGCCAGCUCCGAGAACUCAGCCUCCGAUUCUGUGGUCUGGGGCCCCAGAGCGGGCCUGGGCUCGGCUCCCUGGCACAAGGAAGCACUGUUUGCAUACUGCAUCUGGAUGGUAAUAACCUGCAGAGCUCGGGAGCCCUGGCCCUGCUCAGGCCCUUAGCGGAAUUCGCAGAGACCCAGGGCACAGCGCAGCCAGCCAAGUCCUCUGACACCCCACAGCUGCUCCAGGCUGGAGAGAGAGGACAGCCAACUCUGAGCCACACCACAGCCUUAGCUGAAGCCUUAUCCACAAAGACUGCAUCAGGGAAGAAGAAAACAAAGAAGAGAAAAAAAGCAAUCAAGAAAAAAGUGGAAGAUCUGGCUGAAACUGGCCCUUGGCUAGUGAAAUUGCACCUGGCAGAUAACGGCAUAGAUGGAAAAGGAAAAGGAGGAGAAAGUGGCCUGUUGGAAUUCAUUCAGAUUUUAACAUGCCUGAUCACACACUCAACUCACUUAAGGGAACUUGACCUUGGAAACAAUGUUGUGGGAGAAAAGGCAGCCGUUGGCAUACUAGAAGCCCUGAGAGCCAGGAAGACAGGUAAACUUCCCAUCUUAAAAAUUAAAGUUACUCCUCAGAUCUCUUCAGACACCUUCAGAUCUAUAUGGAAAAACAGCAAGAAAUCUAAAAUGACACUUAAAAAGAAGAAAAAGGUUAAAAACUGAACAUAAGGCCCUGGAGAUAGCUCAGCCUGUUAAAGCACCAAUGUUCAUGCCCAAGGCCUCAGAGGCCAAAGGUCCAGUCUCUGAUACCACUUUAUGCCAGAAGACAGAGACAUGUUCUGGUCCUUUCUAUCUCCCUCUUCGCUUUCUCUCUUUCCUAGUAAAUAAACAUUUUUAAACCAAA
Messenger RNA from Erinaceus europaeus (western European hedgehog), 1469 nucleotides. RefSeq lists its product as uncharacterized. Bases 59 to 1288 code for a protein of 409 amino acids. Gene Ontology annotation, molecular function: protein binding. Lineage: Eukaryota; Metazoa; Chordata; Mammalia; Eulipotyphla; Erinaceidae. The record is from RefSeq and is a predicted model, not a curated record. The transcript has 11 exons.